Messenger RNA from Crotalus tigris (Tiger rattlesnake), 1868 nucleotides. RefSeq names its product lysine demethylase 8 (gene KDM8). The transcript is spliced from 8 exons. Gene Ontology annotation, molecular function: histone H3K36 demethylase activity. The record is from RefSeq and is a predicted model, not a curated record. Bases 7 to 1227 code for a protein of 406 amino acids. Lineage: Eukaryota; Metazoa; Chordata; Lepidosauria; Squamata; Viperidae. Gene Ontology annotation, cellular component: nucleus.
GCGGCCAUGAGCGGGGCGCCGACUGAGGGGGCGGCCUGGGCGGCACUGGAACCGGCGGAGGUGCUGCGCGCCGCGCGGGCCGGGCCGGGCCUGGACGCGGGCGAGGUGGGCGUGGGCCCGGCGGCGCUGCUGAGGGAGACGGCGGCGCUGCUGGGCCAGGCCGAGGCGCCGGGCGGGUGGCCGGCGGCGGCGCGGGAGGCCUGCCUGCGGGCGGCCGAGCGGCUGGGCGACUGGGCGUGGGAGCGGCUGCAGGAGGGACCUUGGCAUCGCGUGGGCCGCGCCUGGCGCCGCCUCUUCGCUCACGCCUGCCUCCUGCGCGCGCUCUGCCUGUGCCGCGCGCGGGGGCCCUGCGCCGAGGCCCUGCGCGCCUGCGACCUGGGGUUGCUGCUGGGCGCGCCCGGCCCCGAGCUGGCCCGCCUGGCCGCGCUGCUGCAGCGCCUGCUGCCCGCCCCGGAGGGCCCGCCCUGCAAGAAGCCGCGCACGGAGCGCCCCCCGGCCCAGGGAGAGGCGGCGGCGGAGGGCGGCCCGGUGGCCCGGCUGCGGUGCCCGUCUCUGCAGCGCUUCCGCGAGCGCUUCCUCCUGCCCGGGGCGCCGCUGGUGCUGGAGGGCGUCGUGGACCACUGGCCCUGCCUGCGCAAGUGGAGCGUGGAUUAUCUCCUGCAGUUGGCCGGCCACCGCACCGUCCCAGUGGAGCUGGGUGCUCGCUACACCGACCAGGAUUGGUCCCAAAACCUCAUGACAGUCGGGGAAUUCAUCAGCCAGUACAUCAAGCAGGAGAAUCCCAAUGGAUACCUUGCUCAGCACCAGCUUUUCGACCAGAUCCCAGAGCUGAAGGAAGACAUUGGCAUCCCGGACUAUUGUUGCCUGGGCAAAAACGAGGAAGAGGAGAUCACCAUCAAUGCCUGGUUUGGUCCAUCCGGGACCAUCUCACCUCUUCACCAGGAUCCACAACACAAUUUCUUGGUCCAGGUGAUGGGACGCAAAUAUAUCCGCCUGUUCUCUCCUGAUCAGUCUGAAAAACUGUAUCCACAUGAAGGCCACCUUCUUCACAACACCAGCCAGGUCGAUGUGGAAAACCCUGACUUAGAGAAGUUCCCUAAGUUCAAGGCAGCUGCAUUUCAAGACUGUAUCUUGAGCCCUGGAGAGGUCCUGUUUAUCCCGGCCAGCUACUGGCAUCAUGUUCGAGCCCUGGACACCAGCUUCUCUGUGAGCUUCUGGUGGUCCUAAUUUAUCCUGAGAACAGAACAGGCGUUUCAAGAGGAACCAAGAAGGCCAUGUUAGAAAGCCAUGGCUGAUCCAAGACAAGCACACCCACAAGCAGAAUACACUAGUCUUCUAAGGCCGCCUAUUUCCAAAUGCACUGGAAUAACACACUUUGCAAUACUCAAUCCCAAGUUUAUUUUGUCAGUAAAAAAUACGUCACUUGCAGUUACCAACAUUAAGGCAAGUCAUCCCGCAGGAGUCCCAAAGGGAUCGGUUCUUGGGCAAAAUAUGCAAGGAAAUUAAAAUUCCCUAAUGGAUCUACAACCCACUCAAGUCCCACCAGUUCAGAGAAGAACCUAAGAGGCAGAACGCCUUCACUUUCAAGACUCCUACAAUAAGUGAGAUUCCAUUGCAUCCCUGGUCCCCACACGGCCACACCAAUGUCCAGGGACACGCUCUUGUGGCAUCCCUUCCUCAAAUGGACCAAGUCUAAGGACUGCCCUCCCCAAAGGACAUUUCUGCUCAGACCUACAGAAUGUCCUCCAAUUGCUUUGCAGCCUCGUCCAAUGGAGAAGAUUUGUCUCGGUAGGAACUAAAACUAUCAUCCACAAAAGUUUAAUGUGUUUUUCUUGGAAUAGAUAAAUAAUGGCUACAGCCCUGGAAAA